GGUUUCGCACGGGUAUUUCUCACAUAAAGCGCCAAAAACGAGCCCAAACGGCCAGCUAAAAGCUAAGAGCGGCCAAGCAAGAGACGCCGGUUCGUUCAACGCUGUCACUGUCCGAAGCAGCGAAGAAACGGCAGCCUAGACGGCGCGUGAGCUCAAAAUCAGCCAAAGACCAAAUUCUAAAAAUACAAGCCGCAGCGGUUGCGCCGAGGCGAAACCAUGCGCCUCCUCCUCGUCCUGAGCCUAGCGCAAGCGCUCCGCGCGCCCUUAGACCGACGGCGAACAUUAACGACGCGCAAGUACGGCCAGCAGCAGGACGCCGACGACAAAUUGCCGGAGAUGCGAGCCCCGGAGGAGGGCAAACAAGUCCGCAUGUUCGGCGCGAAGUUAGAUGCGGGCUUUGCCGGUACGAGAGCAAGUAACCCGAAAGUCAUCCGGGCGGUGCUCAAGGCCUACGAGGACAAGCGCGACACCGAAGGGAGCUACGCGUCGAACGACGAGCAGGCCGAGAUCUUCUACGCUUCCGCUGUUGAAAAAAUGAACAAGGGGUUCUACGACGACGCCGUGAAGAGGCUGAACCGAGCUUCUUAUUUCGCGGGCGUCGCGAGUCGUCGAGGCGGCCAGAUGCAGUUGUGGCUCGGGCAGGCUCUGUACGCUGCGGGGCGGCGGGGCGACGCCCUCAAACUACUGUUGGCAUUGAAAGCUCAUCCGGAUAGAGAUGUGGCCAAGGUCUCGAAAGAGCUAGUGUUCAUUUUAAAAGCGCCCGAACUCCAAUUGGACGAGUCGUCGCGCGUCGGCUUCGACAUGGACAAUUUUGAUGCUGAAGCCAAAUUCGAAAGGGCUCCGGACGGGACGAUAAAAAUCAUGAAAAGGCCAGAGUUCGAAAAGCCUCCAGAGUACGGGUCCGUCGAGUGGGUGCUCCAGCAGCCGCGCGGCGAGCCGCUUCCUACGAAUGAGGUGGAUCCUGUCGCCGUGGGUGGGGUCCUGGCUUUGUGCGUCGGGGCGCUGGCUCUGUGCCGCUAGCCGUGCCUGCUCGACGGCGUGGAGGCGGUACGGCCGCUUCUACGUGUCUGCUCCGCAACGUGUCGGAUCGAAUUCAGCUGCUGGCCGCGCCGAUGGCGUACCGUGUCUACUAAUAUAAUUUCUGUAAA
Molecule: messenger RNA, 1148 nt
Organism: Pelagomonas calceolata
Lineage: Eukaryota; Pelagophyceae; Pelagomonadales; Pelagomonadaceae
Source: the annotation of a GenBank genome assembly